Molecule: messenger RNA, 5769 nt
Organism: Motacilla alba alba
Lineage: Eukaryota; Metazoa; Chordata; Aves; Passeriformes; Motacillidae
Gene: RAB43
Product: RAB43, member RAS oncogene family
Exons: 3
Coding region: 113-760 (215 amino acids)
Biological process (GO): regulation of exocytosis; protein secretion
Molecular function (GO): GTP binding; GTPase activity
Source: RefSeq, a predicted model, not a curated record
CGGAGCCGGGGCCGGGCGGAGCGGGCCGGGCAGGGGCGGUCCCGGCGCGGCCGGCGGCGGGCGCUGCGCUGCGCUGCGCAGAGCCGGCUGCCCUCGGCCGCAGCGCCCCGCCAUGCCCGGAGUGGCCGCGCUGGGCGCCGGCCCCGACCCCGAGGAGAGCUACGACUUCCUCUUCAAGCUGGUGCUGAUCGGCGACGCCAGCGUGGGCAAGACCUGCCUGGUGCAGCGCUUCAAGACCGGGGCCUUCUCCGAGCGCCAGGGCAGCACCAUCGGCGUGGACUUCACCAUGAAGAGCCUGGAAAUCCAGGGCAAGCGGGUGAAGCUGCAGAUCUGGGACACGGCGGGCCAGGAGCGCUUCAGGACCAUCACGCAGAGCUACUACCGCAGCGCCAACGGCGCCAUCCUGGCCUACGACAUCAGCAAGAGGGGCUCCUUCCUGUCCAUCCCUCGCUGGAUCGAGGAUGUCAGGAAGUACGCUGGCUCCAACAUCGUGCAGUUACUGAUUGGAAACAAAUCUGACCUAAGUGACCUUAGAGAGGUUCAGCUGGAAGAAGCUCAGAGCCUGGCUGAACACUAUGACAACAUCAUCUGUGCCAUAGAGACCUCGGCGAAGGACUCCAGCAACGUGGAGGAGGCCUUUGUGAAGAUGGCCACAGAGCUGAUGAUGAGGCAUGGAGGGCCCAUGUUCAGUGAGAAGAACACUGACAGCAUCAAGCUUGACAGCAAAGACGUUGUGGAAGGCUGGGGGUGUGGUUGCUGAUAAGAGCUAGCUGAUAUCCCUAACUUUACUGGAAUUUAGAUGGUGCUUCACCCUAAUGCUGAGUAGCAUGGUAGCCAUAUUCUCCUCCUCCUCCUCCUCCUGUGAAACCAGCAAUUUUGUAGAAGUUAGACACAAUCCUGUUUGCUUUGGUGUCUUAUUUUUAAAAAGGGACUUGGAGAGGUGGUCCUAAAAGUCAAGCCCUCUGAAAAACUUACUCAGCUUUUGUCCCCACGGUUUUAUUUCCUUUAUGUAACCUUCAUACGAGUUACAAAAACGGAGGAAACUACUUUGAACUUGGUAUUUUGGGGUGGGAAGACAUUUGGUUGGGGAAGAGACUGAUGCAAACCCAAAGGUCUGAGCAUUUAGCAUGGCACUGGUGGCAAAGGAGGUCACUUUUGGAAUAGGCAAUCUUGACGGUAUCUCUUCAAAUGCUCAGCACUCCACCAGUGACCAGGAAGUGUCAGUGUCUUUGAUGGUGGUAUUUCCAAGAUAUGGAUUACAGGACCAAAUAGCAGUCACCUGCCCUAGGGCAUAUGGAUUGCUAGUUGCUGUUGGAGCAGGCCCAGGUGGGGGAGCUUCUCUCAGGUUUUGUUACCAUUUGAAGUUUUAACAGAAAGCAAAACCAGCCUGAGCACUGUCACUGGACCAGGGUGGUGAUUUAAAGCAGCCUUGAGGAGAGGGAAGGUGCAUUUCAUUUGCCUGUUGUUUGCACAGUGAUAGCUCCUUCUUCCAGGUGGAAGCAUCGCUGAGAUUUUGCCCUCAGGUCUCAUCAUUUCAUUCCACAAUUCAAGCCCUGCACCUCUGGAAACAGGAACUGGAGAAACCUUGAACUGACUGUAGCCAAGAUCUCUUGCCAUGUGCCUAAUGGUCGAAUACAGGGUUUGUUCUGGUCAGGCAUUUGGUGUUGCAUUACCAGAGUGUGUAAGUGGCAUAAGUGGAUUUAAUUUUAAUUGGUUUUGUUUUUUAAACCAUCUCUUUAAAUACUGCAUGGGCAUAUAAUAGGAAAGAAGACCUCAGAAUAGCUGAGAACUGCAUGAUUGCAGCUUCUUGGUUGUGAGACCAGUGUCUUUUUGAGUGAUUCCCUCUCAGCUUCGUACCCAAAGGUUCCCCUCUCCCUAUCACAAGUUACCAGUUGCUUUUCAUUUCUUUAAAACACUCAGCAGGAAAAGUCUUUCAUAAUGGAUCAGAAGUCUACAUAAAGUAAAAUAGAUUUCAUAGUGCAGCUCUCUCAGAUGCAGCUCUGUAGAGUCCCUUGUAGAUGCAGCUGAGGUACUGAUGGAUUCCUCUGCAGUUACACUCUCAGGCACCUUACAAAAGUGGAUUUGCAAAGAGAGCAGGAGCAGCAAUAUUUUAAACUCUGCAGAUAAAGAAGAGGUGUUCAGGUAUGGCAAGUGAAUUUUGAAAUCCUGAUAAUUGGAAGGAGUCACUUUCAAGAAGCACCCUUUGAAGGGAAUGUCUUGUCUCUUUGAAAAUCCGGGUCAAAAAGGACUUGAAUUGUUCUGCUGCGAGGGCUGCACCAGUUCAGUCAUCCAACAUAUCCAGUGUCAUGAAAAUUAGGAAGAUUUAGGAAAGGGCUAAUGGGUACCAGUUUUAAUCCUAUUCAUCUUCCUGUAGCAAAUAUUGAACCAAUCUCUGCUCUUUCUGGUUUUUUAAACUGUGAGGUAGAUAACUGAGGAGUAACGUGUGCUUUGUAGCCUGUUUGCUUCUACCUAAGGGGUUAGUUUUCAAAUUUUAUAGUUGUGAGAAUGAAAAGGCCUUAAAUUUUUCAACUAGUAUAGUUUUCACAGUUCUGGUAUUUUCUGCAGAAGGGCAGGCUGAGCUGCAGUACUUGGUAGUGGUUUUGGACGGUUUUCCAGGAUAUUCCUACUUCCAAAGACAGUUGGCAAUAAAUGCCCAGUUAGACAGUUGGGAAUUUGAAAUUGGGAAUGGGAAUGAAGAUGGGAAUUUUCCAAACCCUGGAGUUGUUGGUGUAUUCCCUAUGUUCUGCUCUGAGGAGAAACUGUGAAGACAGUCCAAGCUAAAACUGAGUGCUGGUGGCUGCUUUUCCUGCUGGUGAGGUCCUUCAGGUGCAGAAUAUUUGCAGACAUUUGACUUUCUGUCAUGACCCCUUGCAGUUUGUACCUGUAGGUCAUGGUCCUGCAGUUCUGCUGGAGCAGGGACCCCCAGAUGAGCUCAGCCCCCACUGCCUGCAGCAUUAGUGCCAAAUUACUGACUGCUGAGAAAAACCCAUAUGCAUUUAAGAACAGUAUUGCUACUUCUCAGACUGAAAUCCAUAGUUUACAUAGCAACUCAUCUUAAAACUGGAACAAGAAGCAAAAUGAACACAAAUCUUGCUUCCAGUGCAGCCAGUGAGUGAUUGUGUUUUUACAGUAGAUGAAGAACUGACGAAUUAUUGAUCGAUUUUCUUCAUUUUGAGGUUUGUUUAGUGAUUAGACCAGGCACUACACUUUUCAUUACAAUUUGCCUGGAUUUAGCUCUUAAACUAGGCUUGGAGGGUGAGGCUCUGUCUGCAGGUCAGUCUAGUUCAGUCAGAAAAUGUGCAAUACAGCAGCAGUGAUUUGUUUGCUGUACUUUAAAUGAAGGCACCAAUUCCAAUUAGUUUUCAGUUUUCUGCAGAAAACUAAAACCACGGCUUUAAAUCAGUUUUGUCUUUUAACUCUUGGCUCUUCUGUGUUGUAACAAGUGGAGUACAAGUUUGCAUGCCUCCUAACUGAACAAAAGAAAUAGAAGAAGACCUGGUUUUUUUUUGGUUUUUUUUUUUCAGAAGAAACCUGAAGGCCUGGUUAAUUUUUUUAGGUUAGCAGCUGGUUGUGCUUGGGCUGUCAGUAGUUAAAGUUUAUUUUGAUUACCAAACCCUUCCUUUGUUCACUGCCCACUAGGCUGGGAGCUCCUUGACCAGAAAUAAACAGUAAAUGUGGAGCUCUUCACUGCUCUGCUGAAGGCUUUAUCAAACCUGGGACUCUCACACACCUAUGGAAUUCGGGCUUUAGGAAUUAGGUUGGUUUAACUCCAUUAAUCCUAUUGAAACCAAAAGGCUGCCUGGGUGGAGAGAGUGAGGAGCAAUAAACCUGUGAUUUACGGGUAAAAACCUGAGUUUCACCUCUCAGGGUAUAAAUGGGCACUGAUGUACAUCCAGUGAAUAAUUCAGUAGUGCUCGUUCAGAGUUCACAGCAUAAACAUUUGCCAAGAAAUCCGUUUACUGCCAGUUGAACAUUAACAAGGCUAUGGUGCAGUAAUUGCUUUUAAGCAGAUCCCCUUGGCUGAUCAUGUAUCUGCAUUAGUAGUUAUCAUUUCUUUCUGGCAGUACCAGAGUGUGCAGAAAUAUUACAAAAGCACAGGAGGGGACAUUGAUCUCUGCCUUGUAGCACUUGGGAGUGGAAUGCAGAGGCAGAUACUGAAAUGAAAUCAUCAGCAGAAUGUGGUUCCCAGGAGCCUUUGUUACCCUUCGUAUUGAUUUUAAGCUAAUUUUAUCUCCAGUUUCUCAUCCAGUUCAUCAUCAUGGAUGGAACCCCUACAAAUGUUUAUAAUUACGUAAAUAUAAAACCAAAUAAAUGUCGGCCCAGAAACCUGCUAAUGUUUGCUUUGCAAAACAAAAUUUGAGAAAAAUGAGAAUACUUAAGAGCAGAGGGAAAGUCCGGGUGAUUUUCUUACUCUCACUGUACUGGCAAGCAGGUAUUUCAGGGGGAAAAAUCCAAAUGAAGCCCAGCUAAAACCACUAAUAGCUCUCCUGUUAGCUAAUACUGGUGGAUUUUCAAGAACUCCACCAAAAGUGGAGCUCUUGCUCCUUUUGGGUGCCUGGAUUGUCAUAUGGGAAAGCAAGGGUUUGGGAGAUUGUCCUUUGGACAUGGCAUGCAAACUUGUCCUGAAAACUUGAAGACAUUUUUUAAAAGUGAGCCAGGAGCUGAAUUUACACAGGCAGGAAAGCUGCAGACAGAUCCCUCCCAAUGUCUUCAAAAGCAUCUCGGUACCUUUGCAAAUAAAGCACAAAACUUGUGUGGAAGUGGUUUUGCACUAAAGGGAAAUAAUUAUCAGAGAAAAAGAAAUCAUUAAUGUGAAAGGCAGAGCAUCUUGAUUAUUCUGCAUUUUUCAUGUUCAUUUCCUAGUUCAAUGCUGUGCAUAAAUAAGAUUUUUCCCCUUUAUAAAUGAUAUUAAAAUAGAUAAAGUGUGAAAAGUAGUUUGAUACUUGACAAAAUAAAUGCUUUCUUAGGAGAGUGAUAAUAUUGAUGAGGAGAAUAACUUUGCUGAUAGGGUUUGGUGGUGCAGGGUCAGGGAUUCCCCACAGAGUUGUGGUGGAAUGAUGUGAGACACAAAAACCGUUCCCAAGCAGGGGAAGCCAGGGGGGACACCAGACUCUGUCCUGCCUGCCAGACAGAAAAGAGAUAGAUACAGGCUGGUACUGAGCAGAAGGUGAAUUUAGUUCUUUGUAACUGUUUUUAAAGAUUUCUGUUUCAGAUUUCUGAUAGGCAGAUGUGCUCUGUGCUGUCAGCCAGAUUUUCCCUCUCCUGUGCCUCACUCGCUGAGAUCUGACAGGUAAAAACCCCACAACUCCAGCAAAGGGAGCAUCCCAGCCAGUCUGGCUCACACACACCUCUGGGGGGGAAGGAAAAAAUCUCUAAUUCAUAUUGAAUUCAUUCACUGCAUUCCAAAAUUGUUUGAGGGGUUUGGGUGAUAACAGUGUUAAAAUGGUUCUGCAUUUUCUAGGACAAAUCUGUUGCUUUUCAAGGUUUCUUCGAGAGAUGCAGGCUGUACAUUUCUAAUCAUCAGUAACUAUUUUGCUUUUAAACUUUCUUAUCUCAAUACUGACUAAAUGAUUUGGAAUAUGAGGAGACAAGGGAGCAAGCUUGCAUACUACAGUAAUUUUUUAUACUUUACCUUCAUCUAUUUAUGAAUUUGUUAUGAGAAGUCUUUUUAAACAUGAAACCUGCUUUUGUUGUGAAUUUUAGCAACGUAGUGGAUACAUUGUACUGUGUAUCAUUAAAAAAGGUUUAAUUAAAGUAAACAUUUGGCAA